Messenger RNA from Drosophila serrata, 1999 nucleotides. RefSeq names its product phosphatidylserine decarboxylase (gene Pisd). Gene Ontology annotation, molecular function: phosphatidylserine decarboxylase activity. Gene Ontology annotation, cellular component: mitochondrion. The record is from RefSeq and is a predicted model, not a curated record. NCBI's taxonomy places the organism in Eukaryota, Metazoa, Arthropoda, Insecta, Diptera, Drosophilidae. Gene Ontology annotation, biological process: phosphatidylethanolamine biosynthetic process.
GGCCACUAUUGUUGCUGAUAAGCUGUUGCGAGAGAAGUCAAGUGGUUUCGCUUUUAUUUGUUUUGUCUCUUGCAGGCAACACAACGAUUCGGAAGCAACAAAUUGAAACCUCGACGAUUUCCUUACUCCUCCCCCACUUAGCCUUCUGACUAAAAGUGCCGCCUCCGUCCGAGUCCCCAUCGCAUGCCAGUGUUUUGAUUUGCAUCUGUUCUUAGGCAGUAGCCGGAUUUGCGGGUUCCAGUCACCUAAAGGCCCCCCUAAAUUGCGCUGCGGAGAUUAAACAACAGAAGCAAAGACCGACCGACCGACCAGUUCCCGGUUCCAUACACAUCGUGCCAUUUUUAUCUGGCAUACAGACGUGAUUACGUGAUUAGAGCGGCGGCGGCUGUCGCAACAGCGACAACAACAAUGGUUUCCUAUUUCGUACCUCGUGGCCGCUUCCUGCUCAAGGCCGGCAAUCUCAGACAGGUGGUGCAGCAGCAGCACCAGCCAGCCCAGCUCCAGCUCCAGGUUAUUAAGGGACCACAGGGAACUCAGGCGCAGAACGGCAGCUUGCCGGUGGUGCGUCACGUUCGUCAGUUCUCCACGAAUUCCGCCUCCAAGGAGGCUCCUCUCCACCACCGACGACCGCCGCUGCACAAGCAGAAACAGAGUUCCAGCCAGGAUGUUGCCCAGCUCCGACGUAAUGUACUCUCCCGUUGGACCGGCUUUCUGCUACGCUGGGCCCCCAUGGGCGUCUGUGUGUUCGGAGCCAUCGAAUGGCAGCUACAUAAGAAGCGCUGUGAGCGAGAUGGCCUUCCGAGGACUGCCUCUGAGUUGCAGUCGCGCAUCUACUGCUCGCUGCCACUGCGCAUCCUCAGCCGCUGCUGGGGCUGGCUGGCCGCCUGCUACCUGCCGCCCACCCUGCGUCCAUAUGUCUACGGCUGGUACUCCAACACGUUCAAUGUGAACCUGUCGGAGGCCCAGUAUCCGGAAUAUGAGCAUUACAACAGUCUGGCCGAAUUCUUCACACGCCCACUGAAGGAAGGCGCCCGCAUUAUCGACCAGAAUGCUCCCCUCGUGUCACCUGCCGAUGGAAAGGUCCUGCACUUCGGCAGCGCGUCGGAUUCGCUGAUCGAGCAGGUUAAAGGCGUCAAUUACAGUAUCGAGGACUUCCUGGGCCCCUUGCAAACACUGGAGCAGGCCAACUCUGGUGAGCCCUAUGCGCAGGCUCUGAAGAAGAAGAGCGACGGUUCCACAGAACUGUACCAAUGUGUGAUAUACCUGGCCCCUGGAGACUACCACCGAUUCCACUCGCCCACCGCUUGGCAGCCCACCAUCCGUCGCCACUUUUCCGGCGAACUGCUGUCCGUGAGCCCCAAGGUGGCCGGCUGGCUGCCCGGCCUGUUCUGCCUUAACGAACGCGUUCUGUACAUGGGCCAAUGGAAGCACGGUUUCUUCUCCUACACCGCCGUGGGCGCCACCAACGUGGGUUCUGUGGAGAUCUACAUGGACGCCGAACUGAAGACCAACCGCUGGACAGGUUUAAACGUGGGCAAGCACCCGCCUAGCACCUACGAGUAUGACGAGCUCGCCCUGAACCAGGUAACCCAAGGGCCACCCAAGGAGUUCGGGAAGGGUGAGCUUGUCGGCCAGUUCAAUAUGGGAAGCACAAUAGUCCUGCUUUUUGAGGCGCCCAAGAAUUUCAAGUUCGACAUCGUUGCGGGCCAGAAGAUCCGCGUAGGCGAGUCGCUUGGCCACAUUGCCGGCUCCCAUUAAGGAGGAUCACCCGCAUCCUGUACGCGCCGCAUCCUGUACCGAAUAAGUGCAAAGUCCUAUCACCCAUCUGUUCAUAUCACUUGUUGUAUUAGCAUUAGACGCUCGUGUCCCAGGCAAAGGUAUUUUGUGAACAACGUCCUGCGAAGCUAACACUGUGUAUUGUUGCCAUUUCUCUGUAGUCCGUAAGCCAUAUUUUUUACAAUAAAAAGUCGAAAUAUAUUUGAGAACAAACAAAAAAGAC